Messenger RNA from Salpingoeca rosetta, 6086 nucleotides. RefSeq lists its product as uncharacterized. The transcript is spliced from 5 exons. Gene Ontology annotation, cellular component: nucleoplasm; nucleolus. The record is from RefSeq and is a predicted model, not a curated record. NCBI's taxonomy places the organism in Eukaryota, Choanoflagellata, Craspedida, Salpingoecidae. The coding region runs from base 333 to 6086 and encodes 1917 amino acids.
ACACAGGCUUGCUUAUGUUUGGGUGUGUGAGUGCGCUUGUGUUUGUGACUUUGUUACUUUUACACCAGCAGCAGCAGCAGCUGCUGCCACCACCUCCACAAAGUCUCACACAGCCUCGAGCCGAUCAUUUUCUUCUUCUUCUUCUUCUUCUCUUCCAUCUGACUGGCUUGUUUGCCAAUGCACCUGGCCAUCCAAGGCAUCACUUUCACCGUCCAUCGACAUUGUAUCGACCGCACACGCACAAGCAACUGUAACGGAGGAGACCUUUCUGGUUCCACAACCCUUCGCAGCAAUCGAGCAGAAACAACAACUCCUCGCAUCUGCCUGACAAGAUGCCGACCGCACGGCCACCGUCCGAUAUGGACACCGUGCCACUCGUGAACAAGGACGACGACAACGUGCGUGCCAUCGACAACUACCUCGUCCCGGAUGACCAUGUGGUCAAGGUACCCGCGUCCAAGCUCGGCGCCGACGACGACAAUUACACCAGCACCACCGCCGCCGUCAGCACCGCCAGCGGUAGCAGGAGCAAGCGCUUGGGCGUGGUGGGCGUUGCGCUGGGCUUCCUGGGCGUGCUCAUCUUUGCCAUCAUCGUGGCCACGUCCCUCAUCGCCCUCAUGAACAGCGCCAGCCUCAAGGACACCGCCGUUCACUCCAUGGACAUCUACAUCAUGGAUCCCAGUCCCGACGGAAACAGCGACAACAACAGCGGCGGCAGUGGUCAUACAUCUUCCUCCUCCUCCUCCUCCUCCUCCUCCGCCUCCUCCUCCUCCUCCUCCUCCUCCUCCUCCUCCUCCUCCUCCUCCUCCUCCUUCUCCUCCUCCUCCUCCUCCUCAUCAUCAUCAUCAUCAUCAACAUCGUCUUCUUCGUCGUCGGAGCCACGAGCGUUUGCAUCGGCGCUGCCCUCGACAGUUCCAACACCAGACAACGCAGAUGUCGUGGUGGCCAUGAGCCUCGCACUGCCCACCAUUGCCAGCAUGCAUGCCGUGUACCUCGACGACAUGACCUGCACCGUCUUCGCCGAUGGCCAGCAGCUGGCGCGCGCGUCCACGCCGCAGCUGGGCAGGCUUGGCGACCCCCACGUGUCGUUCAACCUCAGCAUGCUCGCCACAAACCAGGACCUGCUGGGCCGCCUGCGCUCUGUGCUGCUCACAGACAACAUCGCCCCGAUGACCACCCCUGCCCCCAAUGCCUCAGCAGCAGGUGAUGGUGGCGCUGGCGCAGUGCCCGUGUUCACGGCAGCCUGCGGCGUCACCACGCGUGUGCGGCUCUUUGGCACCAUCUCGACCGGCAGCUUUGUGAUCCAGCGCACCUUCAACAUCACCGACACGCUGAUCAAUGCUGCACAGUCCAUCAGUGACCGCGCUGCUGCUACCAACGAGAACAUUGACAGCGCCAUGGGUGCAGGCCACACCGCCAGCACCGGCACGCACGAUGAGCAGGAAGCACAGCACCCGCUGCUGCUGUAUGUCCGCGGCCUUCUCUCGAACUCGUCAUGGACCCCUGUGAAGCUCGGAUCGGUGCCUGCAAGCAUCCUGCGGCAGACCAUGCCCGUUGCCAACAUCACCGUGCACCUCCCGCCCACCGCGUUUCUCUUCUGGACACAGACGCCGCUCUCGUCAGCAUCAUCAUCGUCAGCAUCAUCGUCAUCAUCGUCGUCAGCGCCCAACAUGCCGAGCCACUUGGCGGUGUUUGGCCCCGUUGCGCCCUGUCGCAUUGGCGAGGAUGUGGUGGUGGUUGGCUUUCACCGCAACAGCGUGCCCAUUGUCCGUGGCGGGCGCCUGAAGACGAGCAUGCGCCUCAAGGUGCUGUCCUCCGCCACGGAGCUGGAUGUCGUCGGCAACAACGCGUCGACACAGCUGCUGUCGCGCCUCGAUGCACGCGGCUCUGACGGUGGCAGGGGCUUGCUGUCCCUGCUUGGCUUCCACCUCGCCUCCUCCCUCAUCAAGGCGCAGUCGACAUCGUACUUCCGCUCCGCCAACACCCACGACAACCUCCUCACCUUCCUCCUGGGCCACUUCCAGCUCGCACACAUGAGCACCACCACACGCAGCAGCACCACCACCACCACCACGAUUACGCCUUCGUCGCCCAACGCACCCCCACCACCGCCACCAUCAUCUUCAUCAUCAAACAGUGACGACAGCAGCAGCAGCAGCAGUGGUCGGCGCCGACGCCUUGUGCUGGACGAGGACAAGUGGGCCUACACAGCGCUGUAUGUGGAGGUGCGCGUGUACGAUACACUCGACGGGCAGGCGCAGGGCGGCCUGUCCGCCAACGUCACGCUGGCACAGGGCACCGGUGGUGUUGUUGAGCACGACAUGCACGCCACCCUCGGCGCCGCGCUGUCGUUCCACGGGAAGCUGCAGGCGAGCGUGGCCGGCGCUGUCGACUUCAACGACAACGACAAGACGAUGAGCAUUGCAGGGGAGGUGGAGACGCCCCAGUACCCGGCGGCGUGGGUCGCGGUGGACACGUGGUGGACGUGGUGGGAGGACGGCGACGCGCUGCACAUCAACACCACACACACGACCACGUUUAUGGAGAAUGGCGACGAGGCGAGCGGGCUGCUGCGCAUCCAGGCUGACAAGGCAAGCAACGAGCUCUUUGUGCACCACACGAUGACGAGUGACCGCGGGUUUGACACGACGAUGCAGGUGCUGCGCGCCAACGCAUCUACCCGCGACACGCGCGACUACCACAUCCUGGAGGUGACGGUGAGCGAGGCCGCGGUGGCGGUGGACGAGGAGAGCAAGCUUGCGCUGGACGAGUGGCGUGGCAUGUUGCUGCAGGUGGCACGCGCCAACAGCAGCAGCGGCGCGCACGCCAUCCUCAUGACCAUCGACGCCGACCUGUCUGGCGUGGCGCUGGGCGGACCAACCACGUUCACCGCGCAGCUGUGGUCGGACGACGGCAGCACCAUCGUCAUGGACGCGGAGCUGAGCGGCGGCACCAACGCCCUCCUCACGUGGCACUCCAACGUCACCACCAGCGACACGCCCCAGUAUGACGUCAUCGACUUUGACGUGACGCAGCUCGGCCUGUACGCGGACGGCGACCCCAUCGUGGCCGUGGACACGUGGCACCGUUUCCGUGUGAUGACGGUCAAGGGCGGCGUGUUUGACGUGGGCACGCGCGAGCUGGUGGUGUCUGUGCUGGUUGACUUUGAGGGCAGCGCACUGCCGCAGGACGCCGCCACGCUCGUCGCUGAUGUCAGCGGCAACGGUGAAGUGAUUGACAUUGACGUUGCUGCCGUGGGCGACAACACGCUCAACAUGACGUGGCACUCCAACGCCACGGCGGCGGAGGACGCAGACUACGACAUUUUCCUCUUUGAGCUCCCGCGUGCCGGCUUCUACUGGAACGACGAUGCCGUGUUUGCGGUCGACACCUGGCACCAGUUUGUCAUCAAGAGCCUCAAGUCGGGUGGUGGUGGUGCUGGUGACGACCUGAACGACUUUGAGGCGUGGGUGCUGUUUGACAUGGAGGUUGGCGAUGAGGUCGCUGCGAUCAGCUUUGGUGCGUGGUACAACGACGGCGUGGUGUCGCUCAACACGUCGUGGGCAGGCACGGACGCGCUGCUGUUUGCACUGCACGUCAACGCCACCAGCACAGAAGAUGCAGACUACGACAUCUUCCUCCUGGACAUGCCGCGUGCCGGCUUCUACUGGAACGACGACGCCGUGUUUGCCGUCGACACCUGGCAUCAGUUUGUCAUCAAGUCUGUCAAAGUUGACACGGACGACCUCAACGACUUUGAGGCGUGGGUGCUGUUUGACAUGGAGAUUGGCGAUGAGGUUGGCACAAUCACCUUCGAGGAAUGGUACAACAACGACGUCCUCUCUUUCAACCUCUCAUGGGCCGGUGUGGACACACUGCUGUUGACCGUGCACGCCAACGCCACCAGCACAGAAGAUGCAGACUACGACAUCUUCCUCCUGGACAUGCCGCGUGCCGGCUUCUACUGGAACGAUGAUGCCUUCUUUGCGGUGACAGACUGGAGCGAGGGCACGAUCAAGACCCUCAAAGCCGGCAGCAGUGCUGCGCUGAACGACUUUGAGGCGUGGGUGCUGUUUGACAUGGAGGUUGGCGAUGAGGUUGGCACUUUUGCGUUUGAGGAAUGGUACAACGGCGGUGUUCUGUCGUUCAACUCAUCGUGGACUGGCACGGACACAGUGCUGUGCACCGUGCACGCCAACGCCACCAGCACGGAGAACGCAGACUACGACAUCUAUCUCCUCGACAUGCCACGUGCCGGCGUCUACCGCAACGGCGAUGCCGUGUUUGCUGUCAAGGACUGGGACCACUUUGAGGUGUGGUCGGUGAAGAGCGGAGGCACACCCUCGCCCAACGACGUGGUUGCGUCGUUCCUGGUCACGCUGGAGGGCGACCUGGUGCCCAAGGGCGAGAUGAGCGAGGAUUUCCACAUGGCAUCGCGCGACAACAGCUUCAACAUGACGUCCACUGUUGGGUUCCCCGCAUCCUCGCUCACCCUCGUUGUGAUGCGACAGGAGGUGGACAGCCACAACUACGUAACCUUUGAUGUCACCCGUCACCUGCACGGGAUUGCUGUGCCGGAGGCGUUGGAGGACUGGCACGCGGACCUGGCCCUGGACCUGUACGAUGAUGGCCUGGGCAACUGCCACUUUGCCAACGUGACCGAUUUUGUGUUCAUGCAUGACCUCACGCGCGUAUUUGUUGUGCACCCGCACUCGCUGCUGCACCUCUGCGAUGACACGCGCACGCUCGGGAUUGACCUGCUGUUUGCCGUGACCACGCUCGGUGGCGCCGGCGGUGACGUCGGUGCUGUGGCCAUGGUGCUGGACGCAGACUUUGAUGACGCAGACAGCAGUGGUGGUGGUGGUGGCGAUGACUUGCGUGCAAGCAUCUCGCUUGGCCACUCGAUGGUGCGACGCCCGGAGGAGGGGCCCGUGCAGGCGUGCGGUGUCCUGACGGGCGAUGGGGAUGGCGUGGACGCAACGGUGGAGGUGUGCGAGUAUGUGACAGACUCGUCCGAGGCUGAGGUCGCGGACGGCAGCGCGCGUCUGUUCUUCCAGGAGACCAUGGGCAUCGAGAGCACAGGCAUGAACAUGACGUGGUCGCUCUCGGGCCUCCUGUUUGCCACCUCGGCUGGCUCAACCCUGCCAACCGUGCCCACCAUCUCCACGACAUCGUCAUCAUCAUCGUCAUCAUCAUCGUCAUCGUCACCACCAGCAUCGUCCUCGUCGUCAAUGUCAACCAGCUCCUCUUCCACUUCGACGGCUCCGAUUGCGACGAGCAACGAGACAACGACACCGCCAAUCUUCACUAGCAGCAGCAGCAGCGGGCCGACGACCACAACCACCACCACCACCACCACAACUACAACCACAACUACAACAACGGAGGCCGAGACGACUGUCGCAACGACGACCACCGCCACGACCACAACGACGCCCAAGAAGAAGCUGCGUGCGGUGAAGCUCAAGUUUGUGUUCCUGAAGGAUUUCAGCGAGUGGACGACGGAGGCCGAGAACGGCACGGACAGCGACGAGUACAAGGCGCGCUACGAUCUCUGGCAGAAUCUCCUCAACGAGGGGCUGCUCGACCUGCUGUUGUCGCAAGUGAUCAGCGAGGGCGCGCAGGAAGGCAGUGUCGUGUGGAAUGCGCGCGUUGAGGAUCGUGAGAAGGAGGACGUGGACGUCAUCAAGACAUCCGUCAUGAAGCAAGGCGUCACAUUCGCCUCUCUCGGCCAAGGAACCGUCCAAGGCGACGUUGUGGAUGACGACGGCAGCGACGACACUGGUGUGAUUGUUGGAGCGGUGCUCGGCACGAUUGCCGGCGUUGCGCUGAUUGCGCUCAUCUUUGUUCUCUACAACCGACGUGGGCAGCGCGAAGAGGAGGAGGCCGCCGAGAAGAAGCACGAAGAGGAGCUGAAGCAGCAGCACCAUCACGAGCAGCAACACCACCACCGCCCGCACGAGCGCCGACACAACGUGUACGAGGCGCCCGCUGCUGUUACGGGCGACAAGACAGACAAGAGCAGGCAGCGGCCAGGGGAAUACCACCUCGAACACCACCACCGGGCAGUGGAGGUGGAGGUGUGA